UGGCACUCAAUGCGCACACAUGCACGCUCCUCUCCCUCCUCUCUCUUGGUGAUGCAGAGAUUCCGGCGCUGUCACCAUCAGGACUCCAAACUGAGAAGAUUGCAUGGGGGGGAAAUGCAAAAUUGCCAAUUUUAGCGACAAACCAGGACAUAUUUUGGUCUUGUCUGUGUUUGGAGGCGUUUCUUCGUUGACGCACAAGCCAGGGAGCGUUUUGAAGGACUAAUAUGGAUGAGCAAGCCCAGAAAAGCGGCUGAGGAUUUUUAACGGUUUGGGUGAAAGGGUUAUUUAGCCCUUGCUUUGCGACGACUUCGAAGAGGCAACAGGCAUGAUUUCACUGUAGCAGCUGAAACGCAAAUAAAUCACAUUUUUUUCCAGCAGGAUUUUGUCGGCAAUAUUUUAACUGAAGAACGACUUUUCCCGAAUAAAGAUGGCUCAUCUAAUCCGACACAAAAUCUCCAACAAGCUGACCAAUGCGGCCCACACGGUGUCCGACAAGUCUCAGGCCAAGGUCAGCGGGGUGUUCGCCCGGCUGGGCUUCCAGGCCGCAACGGACGAGGAGGGUUUGGGUUUCGCCGAUUGCGACGACUUGGAUUAUGACUACCGGCAAGGGAUGCAGAUGGAUGUCCUUCAAGGAGACGAGGAAGGGGGUGAAGUGGAGGGAGAAGGGGAGCUGGAGGGAGACAGCCACUACCAGAGAGACGGCACCGGCCACAGGCCUUCAACCCUGAAGACUGGAGGCUCGCUGGAUGAAGAUAAGCCCAAAAUCACAACAUGGGAAGCUGGCUGGAACGUCACCAACGCCAUUCAGGGCAUGUUCGUCCUCGGCCUGCCGUACGCCAUCCUCCACGGCGGCUACCUCGGCCUCUUCCUCAUUAUCUUCGCGGCCGUGGUGUGCUGCUACACCGGGAAAAUCCUCAUCGCGUGUCUGUACGAGGAGAACGAGGACGGCAUCAAGGUGCGAGUGAGGGAUUCCUACGUGGACAUCGCCAACGCCUGCUGCGCGCCCCGAUUCCCAGCGAUGGGCGGCCACGUCGUGAACGUGGCCCAGAUCAUCGAGCUCGUCAUGACCUGUAUUCUUUACGUGGUGGUGAGUGGCAACCUGAUGUACAACAGCUUCCCGGGGUUCCCAGUCUCCCAGAAAGCCUGGUCUGUGGUGGCCACGGCCGCGCUCCUGCCGUGCGCGUUCCUGAAAAACCUGAAGGCCGUGUCCAAGUUCAGCUUCCUGUGCACGCUGGCGCACUUCGUCAUCAACAUCCUCGUGAUCGCCUACUGCCUCUCCAGGGCGCGGGAGUGGGCGUGGGAGAAAGUGAAGUUUUACAUCGACGUGAAGAAAUUCCCCAUUUCAAUUGGCAUCAUCGUGUUCAGCUACACCUCGCAGAUCUUCCUCCCCUCCCUCGAGGGAAACAUGCAGAAGCCCAAUGAGUUCCACUGCAUGAUGGACUGGACUCACAUUGCGGCCUGCGUCCUCAAGGGUCUCUUCGCCCUGGUGGCCUACUUGACGUGGGCAGACGCGACCAAAGAGGUCAUCACAGAUAACCUGCCUUCGACCAUCCGGGCUGUGGUGAACCUCUUCCUCGUGUCCAAGGCGCUGCUGUCUUACCCGUUGCCGUUCUUUGCUGCAGUUGAAGUUCUGGAGAAAUCGUUGUUCCAGGAUGGCGGGAGAGCCAUCUUCCCUGACUGCUACGGCCCCGGCGGGCAGCUGAAAUCAUGGGGCCUGGGCCUCCGAAUAGGCUUGGUGGUGUUUACCCUGCUCAUGGCGGUGUUUGUCCCGCACUUCGCGCUCCUUAUGGGUUUAACUGGAAGCCUGACCGGCGCUGGCCUCUGCUUCCUCCUGCCAAGCCUCUUCCACCUAAAGCUCCAGUGGAGGAACCUCCUGUGGCACCACGUCUUCUUCGACGUUGCCAUUUUUGUUAUCGGGGGCAUUUGCGCCAUAUCUGGCUUCAUCCACUCGGUUGAAGGACUCAUAGAGGCGUACAGAUACAAUAUCGAAGACUGAGAGCGUCAGAGAUGACCUUUUCUGAACGGUGAUGUCCUAAAAGGCCGCAGCACGGCGGGUUGUCGUGACCUCACGAGAGCACCACACCAACCACUAAAAAAAGCUCCUGAGGAGAGGAUUAUUUGUGUGAAAUGUACAUCUUUUUAUUUUGCCUUCGUGAUAAUGUGCAAUAAUAAACUCUACAGUCAUAGUGUAAUGUAGUCUACUCAUCCCAGAACACGUGUUUUUAUCAGAUCGGACAGAGGGACACAGCCUCUGCAUGAAAAAGGAGGAGGUGGUUAAAUAUGGGGGCAUUCAAUUCUGUCCGGGUUUCAGUCUUCAUGCAAAGAUCCAGUGAAAAUGUCCUCAGUGGGUCCAACUGUGAGUGUGUACGUGUUUGUAUCUGGGGAAUGAAACAUGUGAAAUACAAUGGAGUGAAUAUGUUCUUAUUGGUUUUUGAGCUGCUAGAUAUCAUUAAUCCCACUUGAGAGAGAGAGAGAGAAAUAAAAAAAUAAAUAAGGCACCCAUCAGAUCAGAUGGUGUCCUAUAAAUCAUGAAUAACUUAUGUGUAGUGGUUUGAACAGAGUUAUUUAUUUAUUUAUUUAUUCUAUCCAAUGAUUUUUUAGUUUUUGUGUUUUGUUUUUAAAUUCUUAUAGUAGUCCUCGUUGGCUCGUUCGUUUCCUCGGUGUUUCAAGUGUCAUUCUGGAUGAAGUGAAUUCAAGUGCAAGCAAGUGGGUCCUAAUUGUGUUAUAAGAAAAAAUAAAAAUAAAACAUGUGUGUCUGAUAAUAUUCUGUUCCUAUUGAACUUGUUAAUUGUGAUUUAAUGGAACUAAUCAUGGUGUGUGAGAAAAGGAGUAUUUGUUCAAUUAAGAGAUGAAUAAAUCAAAUAUUUUAUGGCUGGUGA
Molecule: messenger RNA, 2879 nt
Organism: Mugil cephalus (flathead mullet)
Lineage: Eukaryota; Metazoa; Chordata; Actinopteri; Mugiliformes; Mugilidae
Product: vesicular inhibitory amino acid transporter-like
Exons: 2
Coding region: 428-1996 (522 amino acids)
Biological process (GO): amino acid transmembrane transport
Cellular component (GO): vacuolar membrane
Molecular function (GO): amino acid transmembrane transporter activity
Source: RefSeq, a predicted model, not a curated record